Molecule: messenger RNA, 966 nt
Organism: Syzygium oleosum
Lineage: Eukaryota; Viridiplantae; Streptophyta; Magnoliopsida; Myrtales; Myrtaceae
Product: basic blue protein
Exons: 2
Coding region: 147-683 (178 amino acids)
Cellular component (GO): plasma membrane
Molecular function (GO): electron transfer activity
Source: RefSeq, a predicted model, not a curated record
UUGCAAGAAAAGUAAUAGCAAAUCCAAUGAUUGCGAUCCGGAUGGAAGCUUGUGAAUGAAAAAAUCUGUGCAAGAUGUACAUAUAAAAGCGGACAGAGAUUCCCAAGAGGUAAGAAGAAAGAAGAGAGUGUAAGAUAAGGCAGUGAAUGAAAAUGGAGGGUGUUCGAAGAGCUGUGCUGGUACUGCUUGUGGGGUGUUGGGUAUCCUUGGUGAUCACUCGACAAGCUUUGGCUGCAAAACAUGUGGUUGGAGGAAGCCAAGGCUGGGACGAAUCCACCAACUUCGACUCCUGGACGUCUGCUCAGACAUUCAAAGUCGGCGAUCAGCUCGUGUUCAAGUACACGCAAGGCCUGCACAGCGUGGUCGAGCUCGCUGGUGAAGCCGCCUUCAAGAACUGCGACAUAGGCACGAGCAUCAAGUCCCUUGGCACCGGCAACGACAUCGUCAAGCUCGACAAGCCCGGCACCCGCUACUUCGCCUGCGGGACCCUCGGCCACUGCGGCCAGGGCAUGAAACUCAAGGUCACCACCAUCGCCGGCAGCGCCCCGUCCACUCCGGCGUCAUCCUCUUCGUCUUCAUCCUCUGCGGCUUCGGCGUCUGCUGCCAGUCCUGGUUUUCCAGGCUCGGCAUCUCUCGUGUCCCCGAUGGUCCUGGUGAUCCUCUGUGUGUUCUGGGUCUUUUGAAUGUGUUUUUUGGUGAUGAUAGUGGUAAUGAUACAGAGCAUACUGGAAGAGGAACUGUUUGGUAGAUGCGUAAAUUGUUUUGAUUGGAUAUCUAUUUAUGAUGUUUGUUGUUGUAGAAGUUGGGAGCGAGAGGUUCUUGUAAUUAGUGAAGCGAAUUCAAUUUGUCAUUCGUUGCUACUUGAUAGACGACUACAUUGUAUGACGUUCUGGGCCUUUAGAGUGUAUGUUUCUGGAGAGAAACCAUGAAUUUGCCGUUUGUUUUAACUAAACUUUGUGUUUGAAU